Messenger RNA from Peromyscus californicus insignis, 399 nucleotides. Its product is annotated as histone H2A type 1-B. The transcript has a single exon. Gene Ontology annotation, cellular component: nucleosome. Gene Ontology annotation, molecular function: protein heterodimerization activity; DNA binding; structural constituent of chromatin. The record is from RefSeq and is a predicted model, not a curated record. The coding region runs from base 7 to 399 and encodes 130 amino acids. Lineage: Eukaryota; Metazoa; Chordata; Mammalia; Rodentia; Cricetidae.
UUGAACAUGUCUGGACGCGGCAAGCAGGGCGGCAAGGCUCGCGCCAAGGCCAAGACCCGCUCGUCCCGCGCCGGCCUGCAGUUCCCCGUGGGCCGCGUGCACCGGCUCCUCCGCAAGGGCAACUACUCGGAGCGGGUGGGCGCCGGCGCCCCGGUCUACCUGGCGGCCGUGCUGGAGUACCUGACGGCCGAGAUCCUGGAGCUGGCUGGCAACGCGGCCCGCGACAACAAGAAGACGCGCAUCAUCCCGCGCCACCUGCAGCUGGCCAUCCGCAACGACGAGGAGCUCAACAAGCUGCUGGGCCGCGUGACCAUCGCGCAGGGCGGCGUCCUGCCCAACAUCCAGGCGGUGCUGCUGCCCAAGAAGACCGAGAGCCACCACAAGGCCAAGGGAAAAUGA